UCGAGACUACAAGUUACAACCACAACUUUUUCACCAUGUUAAAAAUUAUAAAUUCAACUUUUGUUCUGUUAUAUUUAUUAUUUGCUGUGGUAUCUACUGAUGAACCUAAAGGGACUUAUACAACAAAAUACGACAAUAUUAAUCUUGACGAUAUUUUAUCAAAUAAACGAUUAUUAAAAAAUUACGUUAAAUGUUUAUUAAGUGAAGGCCCUUGUACAAAUGAUGGUGCUGAAUUAAAACAAUCAAUACCAGAUGCUAUUGAAACAAAUUGUACUAAAUGCACUCAAACUCAAAAAGAAGGGUCACAAAAAGUGAUGUAUUUUUUAAUUGAUAAUGAAAAGGAGGCAUGGGCGCAAUUGGAAAAGAAAUUUGACCCGACUGGUAGUUAUAAGAAACGAUAUUUAGCCAACAAAGAUUAUAAAGAUGUUUUGACUACCGUUAAAAGUGUAGAAGACUAAAUAGUUUUUACUUAUUUUUAAAUGUCGAAUUUGUAGAUAAAUAAAAAUAAAAUAAAUCUCAGUUUUAAAUUUUUUUAUCUAAAUUACUGUGGUUAAUUAAAACAUCAAUAAAAUAUUUAAAAUUAUUAAUGAAAGGUUAUUU
This is a messenger RNA of Chrysoperla carnea, 600 nucleotides long. Its product is annotated as ejaculatory bulb-specific protein 3-like. The transcript is spliced from 3 exons. The coding region runs from base 36 to 458 and encodes 140 amino acids. Lineage: Eukaryota; Metazoa; Arthropoda; Insecta; Neuroptera; Chrysopidae. The record is from RefSeq and is a predicted model, not a curated record.